AUGAUAAACGUCGAUCGAUUCAAGCUUGCCAUCAAGCUCGUCUCGCACGGCCUGUCGUUCCGGCAGACUGCCAACGCCAUGGAGACCGUGCGCGCCACCUUCAACCUCGACAAGCUGACCGGCAUCAACGACAACAUGGUCGACCCGUUUGUCCGUGUCCUCGUCGGCGUCUCCAUCUUGAAGAUCGGCGAUCUAAUUGCUACGGACGAUGUCUGGGCGAUGUCGAUCAGGUUCGACCGCAGCAGUCACAGCGAGUCGACGUUCUUUGACUUGCGCGUCCGCCUCGGCGUCAAGGGCAUGCUGCACAACCUCCAUCUGAUCGCCAUGCCGCACUUCGACAGACACACGGCCAACCACCAGAUCGUGAUGUUGAAGAAGCUGCUCUCUGCUGUCUACCUCUCGUGGGCCGACAAGCUCCUCACCGUCUCCACAGACGGUGAGCCGACCAACAUGGGUCGCAAUGGAUCGACACAACAUGCGCCUUCACCGUCUUUUCUGCGCCGGCGGGAAAACCUCAUCACCGAGAUGGGCGUCACGUGCCCAAAGAAGACGAAUCGGUGGAUGCACCUCUCCCAUGCCUUGGCGUUCUUGAUCAAACACGAGAACCGGAUCGUGGACUUCUUUGCCGAGCGAGAAGCGCAAGCAGCUGGCGGCCGUCCUCCCGUCCUCAUCCCGCUUUGGUGA
This is a messenger RNA of Aphanomyces invadans, 684 nucleotides long. RefSeq lists its product as hypothetical. The coding region runs from base 1 to 684 and encodes 227 amino acids. The transcript has 2 exons. The record is from RefSeq and is a predicted model, not a curated record. NCBI's taxonomy places the organism in Eukaryota, Oomycota, Saprolegniomycetes, Saprolegniales, Verrucalvaceae.